This is a messenger RNA of Suillus discolor, 1333 nucleotides long. RefSeq names its product cytochrome P450. Gene Ontology annotation, molecular function: iron ion binding; oxidoreductase activity, acting on paired donors, with incorporation or reduction of molecular oxygen; monooxygenase activity. Bases 169 to 888 code for a protein of 239 amino acids. The record is from RefSeq and is a predicted model, not a curated record. The transcript is spliced from 7 exons. NCBI's taxonomy places the organism in Eukaryota, Fungi, Basidiomycota, Agaricomycetes, Boletales, Suillaceae.
GUCGACUCGUUGAGCUUGUCGUAUGCUCAAAUGUCUUCCGCUGGCGCCCGAUCUCAUCAUGUUGGGUCUUUACUGGGGGUCACUACUGAACAAAAAUAAAUUACGACAGAUACAAUUCAGCCCAUAAUGAAUCAUGGUACCAAGUGGCCGCGAAUCAGUGACUGAUUUAUGACCACUUGUGCAAGCUAUGUCGCUUCAGUCAUCUUGCGUAUCAUGUAUGGCAAGUCCAGGCCCACCACCAUAUUUGCUCCCGAAAUCGUCAUCAUCCACAAAAUGUUCAAGCGCUCCCAGAAUCUCAUGCGACCUGGUGCGUUAUUGGUAGAACGCUUCCCGAAAAUUAGAUACCUCCCGGAAUACACAAUCGAGUUGGAGAAAUGGAAAGGAAGGAAAGUCAGCUUUUCUAUGAUCAGCUCAAUCGUCCUUCGGAAGAAUGGGCGACCGGCGAAGCUGGACCCUCAUUUUCUCAGUAGCUUCCCGAGAAUUAAUCUUCGCACAAGCUUUCGGACGAAGAAAUGGCCUAUCUCGCCGGCGCAGGAGAAAGUGCAAGAGGAACUGGACACCAUCAUUGGUCGUGACAGGGCUCUCAUGUUGGACGACUACGGUUCCCUUCCGCAGAUUGAGGCGUUCAAGUUCAUGCUAGAGUGUCUUCGCUGGAGGCCUGUGACAACUAUUGUAUUCGCCCACCGUGCCUUGACCGACAUCCCACACAGAGACAUUUGCAUACCAGAAGGCGCUAUCGUCUUUGGGCAACCACUGGUGCCGACUAAUGUGCAUUCUAUGGCUAUCUCGCGCGACCCAAACGUCUAUCCCAACCCUGACAGGUUUGAUCCUGAGAGAUGGCUCGACAGCGAUGGCAAAAUCCGGGAAGACCUCAAGUUCCCUUCAUAACCUGGCGCUCCUCUUGUGGUUGUUCAAGAUCACGCAGGACCCAGAAACCUUAUCGACUGAUCGGGCUUUGUGGAUAGCGUGAUUGUGCACCCCAAACGACUCCGAGUGCUGCGCGCUUCCAGCCACGGAAGGUACCGUUAUGGCCAAGUAUGGAGAGGGGUUGUAGAUGGGCAUGUAGUGAUGUAUGUAUAUAUGAGCUUGGGAUAUGGUAAUAUUUUCGUGCUGUACACAUCGACUCCUCGUUGAGCUUGUCGACGUCGUUCGGAGCACCGUCCAUUGCCAAAAUUUUCGAUUUUUGUGAUCCGGGCCGCUAUCUCUUUUCUUCCUGCCCAGAACACUUACCGCCCACGCCUAUGACCCCUUUGGUCCUACGGUCUCCUACCUAAAACGUAGUUUACACAUUACUUAAUAUUAAACAUGCAAAAAAUAAACACUUAUGUAAUAG